Messenger RNA from Tripterygium wilfordii, 960 nucleotides. RefSeq names its product U11/U12 small nuclear ribonucleoprotein 25 kDa protein-like. NCBI's taxonomy places the organism in Eukaryota, Viridiplantae, Streptophyta, Magnoliopsida, Celastrales, Celastraceae. Gene Ontology annotation, biological process: mRNA splicing, via spliceosome. Gene Ontology annotation, cellular component: U12-type spliceosomal complex. Bases 92 to 454 code for a protein of 120 amino acids. The transcript is spliced from 4 exons. The record is from RefSeq and is a predicted model, not a curated record. Gene Ontology annotation, molecular function: protein binding.
CUCCUCGUAAAACACAUUCAUGUUUUCUUCAUCAAAUUGAGUUUGAAGGGCGCAAUUAGGGUUUUCAGAAACAAGAAGAAGAAAGAAGAGAAUGCAGGAGUUGGUGCCUGAGUUUCCAGACUCCUGCACUUGCUGUGCAACUCCCCUGUCUCCUUACAAAAGGCUCCCUCAACAGCUCCUCCGCCUCUCUGUUCUCAAACUCGAUGGCUCUCGAUUUGAGGUGGAAAUAUCGACGACGGCGACCGUGGCUGAAUUGAAAGAAGCGGUGGAGGAGGUCUUCAACCGGGUACCGGUUGAUCGGCAUAUCAAGAUUUCAUGGUCACAUGUAUGGGGUCAUUUUUAUUUGUGCUACAGAGGUCAGAAGCUAGCCAAUAACAAGGCACAUAUACGGCUAUAUGGCAUCAAGGAUGAAGAUCAGCUUCAUUUUAUCCAGAAUCAAUCAUCAACAAACUAGCCGGAAAAACGAAGGGAUGUCAUGCUUCUUACUGACAGCCUUGUGACAUAAAAACACAGAGGUGAUGGAUGAAGCCUUUUAUGUGAUGAUGAUGGAGGAGAGUCACUGGAAACUGCACUGAAAGAGAAGAAUAAACUAAAGAUGGCUUAACCUCUCAGAUUCACAAUUUCAUGCUAGUUUGUAAAGGAAAUUCUGACCCUUCAGAUAUUUUAGGGUAUGUCAUGUAGGUCAAGGAUGAGUACUUUAGCUGUGUAAAGUUUCAUGAACUGAAACCCUUUUUAUGAAUUCAAUUUUCUACUUUUAAUCAGAGUGGCAGAAUACAAAAAAUCUGCUUGUCUUCAACUUAUAAAUAAAGCAAAAGAAUUCAGUAGUAGCUUAGACCUGUGAAGGAAGAAAAUUCGUAUCACUCGGAUAUAGAAUCUACAGGUUCACAGCAGCAACAGAACUUUCAUGGGUGAUGGCAAGCAUAUUCUCUCUAGAAGUUACUGGUAUUGGGAGAACUACGC